Molecule: messenger RNA, 1389 nt
Organism: Mya arenaria
Lineage: Eukaryota; Metazoa; Mollusca; Bivalvia; Myida; Myidae
Exons: 11
Coding region: 25-1389 (454 amino acids)
Source: RefSeq, a predicted model, not a curated record
AUCUGCUAACCUUUAUUUUAGGAUAUGUUGACCGUUCAGCGUGUGCGGGCUCUGCUGCUCCACUUGGGAACUACAGACUGGUCGGUGGUCACUGAUAUAAUUUCAUCCAUGGUUUCAUUCUCCGAAGCUUUCACUCUGGGCAGCAGACAGUGUACAUGGACUGGCACCCUGUGGCAAGUGACUGGAGACAACCUUGAUCUUGCCUGUUGGGACCUGUUGCUAGGUAACCUGGUUGCUAUGGAGACUGUGUUGUCGCAGGAACAGAGGAGAAAAGUGGCCGAACAUAUAGUCCAGGCUCUCCUUAACAAAGCAGAACACACAGAAUGCAAUUAUAAAACACCUAAAAGUGUAACCCAGGCUGUCCUGGAUUCAGGCGUGUUCUUUGAGACAGGAGAACUGCUUACAGAGAUAGUCACCCAACUCUGGAAGCAUGGAACUGGCACAUUGACACACAGCAGUCCGAAAAAACAUAAGAGAGCAAAGCUGGGUGGUGUACUGACCAGUUUGAGCGAACUGCUGACAGUCAUCGGUGACCAAGAGACACCUUGGCACAGGGACAUGAAUAAUGAGAGCCUGUUGCGGCUCCAGGAGUCUGCAGGCCACCUACAGCAGCUGAUGUCAGACACCGGUCAGUCUCUACCUGACAUGGACUGGACACCUUGGAUCAACAUUGGACAGAUACUGUAUCAUUUUCCAUUGGUUGAGCUGUGGCCAUGUGACCAGUUGAGGGUGCUGAUUGGUGUCCUGGCUGGGCUCUCCAUUGCUGUUAGCAAGGGUGAGGAAAGCGUGUGCAAGCUGUACCUUGAGCUGGGUACCAGGAUGUUGUCGAGCUGUGGCCGGCUCCCAAUCUUCCAGCUACUGCAUGUGCCAACCUUCCUCACCUGGAUGCUGGAACUCGUCAACAACACUGCACAGAAGCCGGACAUGUUGCAAUACAUGCUGCUGGCAGAGGUGUCAUGUCAGGCCCUGGUUGGAGACUACACAGUGCUGGAGAAGUUGACACCCCAUCUCACACAGUUGGUCGUAGAAGUUAAAACGGGAAAAACAGGAAAGCCAGGGGCCCUGACAUUGACUUUUUUCCUGCUGCAGGAGAUUUCAAGGCUGUGGAAUCGUCCAUACCUGAAUGACAGUCUGAAGUCUGCCUGUGAGGAGAUGUACGUGUUAAUGGCAAGACCUGUAUUAAAACUGGCCUCCAGUGUGAAAGAUUGCACAUACUCUCAUCACGAGUCCCUGCUGGUCCGAUCUUGCACUGCUGUGCUCACCUGUGCACAUAAAGAUACUAAAAUAAAAGAGAAUCUGUACAAAACUAUGCCAGCCAUCUUGAAGUGGUGCCACAAAGUUAUUGAUAACAGUCAUGUGUUAACACCAGCAUUACAUCAGGUCACAUGA